Molecule: messenger RNA, 4860 nt
Organism: Triticum aestivum (bread wheat)
Lineage: Eukaryota; Viridiplantae; Streptophyta; Magnoliopsida; Poales; Poaceae
Exons: 2
Coding region: 599-4777 (1392 amino acids)
Biological process (GO): defense response to other organism
Source: RefSeq, a predicted model, not a curated record
CGUUCUUCCUAUUCCUAUGUUUUGUAUUCCUGUGUUCCAAACGAUGCCUUAUAUAUGAUAAAUAAGCUUGUACUGUAGUUGGCUAUGUGGAAUUGUACAGCGCAAAUGAUUGCCUGAAGAGGUGCGCCCCAUGGCAGCCCCAACCGCUCAUUGAUCAUCAUGAGCCAGGAGAUCAUUGCACACCCCCGUCAAUUUCUCCAUCCAUCGAGAGGAUUUGCAUCGUCCAGUACCCCGGGUACAUUUGGGCUGUUGUGAUCGUGGCAGUAAAUGCAACCGGUCACAAUGUUGUGGUAGCGCACAGCGUGUGAACGCCCUUGACGACACCGUUCGUCAAGUCACGUCAAGAUUUACAUUAUUGCGUGGCCGGCCGGAAGGGAGAUUCGUCAAAGAGCUCUUGAACCCGUUCAGUUCGUGCACUGAACCCCAGCAAUCACAGAGGCACGCCUCUUUGCUUUGAACCGAUUCAACACUCAUACAUCCUCCUCUGGCUCUCCCAUAAGCGGGGAAGAAUGUGUGCGUCCUCGCCACCACCCAGCUCAGCUAGCCUCCACCAGUUCAACUAGAAGCCACCAGCCGAUCGGCACAAGGAGAGGGAGCCAUGGCCGAGCUCGCGGCUGGCGCCGUGCGCUCCCUGUUGGUCGUCAUACGCAGCGAAGCACGGCUGCUGCGUGGCGUCGGGAACGACAUGCAGUUCAUCAAGGAGGAGAUGGAGAGCAUGAAGAGCUUCCUGGAGCACCUGGCCAGGUGGGCACCUCCCGGCGGCGGCGAGCACAACGAGCAGGUGUGCAGCUGGAUGAACCAGGUGCGGCUGCUCGCCCAGGACUGCAGCAACUGCAUCGACGUCUACCUCAGCAGGGGGAACCCCGACGUCCACCGGGCCAGAGAGGGACUCGCAGGCUGCAUCUGGUGGGCGAGCUGGUUAGUUCAUAAGUUGGUCGCGCAGCACCACACAGCCGAGCAGCUGCGCCUGCUCAAGGAACGGGCGCGUGAAAUCGGCGCGCGGCGGUUGAGGUAUGGCGUGGAGGUCCUGGACAAUUCAGGGAAGGGGCUAUGGCCUCCGACGGCAACGUCGUCGUCGUCGUUGCGGGCUGCUGCAGAAGGUGGCUAUGCUACUACAGACGAAAACGAAGACAACAAAGAAGAAGACGGUGACGGUCAACUGGUGAGGACAAUGGCGACUGGCGGCCAUUCUGGUCCAAGAGCCUACAACGAGCCUCGCACUCUGGACGACUACGUCAAGGGAAAGCUAUGGGAGUGGGCAGAUGGAGUUCCUGCAAACGCCGGUAAAACUUUGUCCAUGGUCGUGGUGGCAGUGGCACCCUACACAUAUCAGGACCUCCUCGCUCUUGUACAAAAAAAUUGGCUUUUGAAUCAAAACCCAAAGGGUGGCUACCAUCGCAUUGUCGUGGUUGACAUCCCGGCUGUGCACCACAAUUCUAAGAUGCUACGAGUCAAGGAGGUUCUCUUCUACAUUCUGCGCGAGCUCAAGCAUGCCCAAUCCAACCCCCAGGAGCAAGGAACACAAGGCCAAGUGGAGGAAAACUAUCUUGACCCUUGGGAACUUUACAUAAGAAGAUUGAAAAUUGAUGAAGAAAAGAAGAGGGCUAUUGCUCUUCUUCAAAUCAAGGAGAAUAUCAAAGAAAUGAAGGUCUAUGAAAAGCUUGACAACAUCAAAAGUGAUAUUCAAGGUCGGCUAGAGAAGGGCGACGGACUACCCAAGGGCGACAUGCUGCAGGGUGAUUUUGACCAGUUGGACCUAGACGUACUACUUCAGCUGCUGCUCCAAGCAGCGUCCCAACAGGAUGAAAAAGGGAAGAACAAAGACAUGCAUAGAUUAUUAGCCUGGGAUAAAAACAACAUCAUCGUCAAGAAGCUUAAGGAGCAUAUGGAAGCAGAGGAAAAGGAGAAGCUUGAAGAGGAAACAACAGCCAAGCAUAUGGGGGUGGAAGGAGAAGCCACGGCCAAGCAUAUGGAGGAAGCAGGAGAAGUAACAUGCAAACAUAUGAAGGAGGGGGAAGGAGAAGUAACCAUACAUGGGGAGGAAGAGGAAGAAGCAGGCGGGGGAGGAGGAGAAACAACCAAGCAUAUGGAGGAGGAAGGAGGCGGAGAAAUCAAAAGUCAGCAGACGACAUGGAUUGAACUCGAUGAGGCACAAUAUGUGCACAUCCUGCAGAAGCUGUUUCCCAAGAGAAGCAGCAACAAGCCCCUGCAGGCCCAAGACAGAUCCUUGGACAAGCAAGCUACAAAGACCACAACGGCUACAUUGGGUGAGCAUCAAAUCAAAAAACUGAUCCAUGACGCAAAGGAAGACAUCUUACGGGAGCUACAGCAAGACAAAUAUGACAAGAAUGAACCUGGUGCUCCAGAUCAAAACCCAGAAACUGUUUCUGAAAAAACAUUUACCUGUUUCGUGGAUCAUAUGAUGCACAAAAUGAAGCCCGAGUUCGAAGAGCAGCUCAAGAUCAAAGGUCUCGUAGACGAGAUUAAACACAACUUGAAUUAUCUUCCGGACCUGGAUAAUUAUGAACGUCCCCUGUUUAUCCUCAAAGUUGAUGAGUUGAUGGAUGUUUCCACAUGGGAGGAUACCAGAAAUGCUUUAAGCUUGUUAAACUGCAGAGCUGAUUUGAUGAUCGUCACCGCCACAAAGGACAUACAGCUGGCUAAACAAUAUUGCUAUCCACAGCGGGAACCUAUAGACUAUUCUCUUGCUGGCCCCUACCAUGAUGCAUUGCUUGAGCUUACUGGCCAGCAGAAGAAUGGAGACAGCUACGACCCCCAAAUUUUCCAUGAUAUCCUGUACGAGUGUGAGCCACAUGAAUUAUGCAUGAAGAUCUUCAUUCAUGCUUUGUAUGCUAAUCCCAAGAGGAGAGAUGAGGAAUUAGUCAAGCUGCACAGCACCCUCCGGGCUUUGCCAACAACAUCAUUCAACAACAUCGCUAAGGUGAUGUUCAAGUUCUCUUACAAAGAUCUGCCUAAAGAAUACAAGUCAUGCUUGCUGUACCUAGCAAUCUUCCCGCCCAGACACAAGAUCAGGCAGUCAACCUUGAUUACACGGUGGGUUGUAGAAGGGCUGAUAUCCAAGGAAGAUUGGCCCAGUUCUGUGCGUCAGGCCAACCGAUGUUUUGAUGCACUCGUCGGCCGGUGCCUUGUUUAUCCUGCUGAUAUUGAUACCACGGGAAAUGUAAAGAGUUGCGUCGUAGGUGAUCCAGUUCAUGGAUUCAUUACCACAAUCGCCAAGAAACAACACAUCGUGGAGACAGGCCUGUCACAUCACUUGGCUCGCCACUUUUCCAUUUUCAACAAUCUCCAACUCCGCAGCUAUGAUGGAAUUGAUAAAUAUUUCCAGCAGCUCUCUUCAUCUAAAGUAUCCCUACUCAAAGUGCUAGAUCUAGAAGGAUGCCGAUGCUUUAUUGGGAAGAACCAGCGGUACCUCAAGGACAUCUGCUACAAGAUGUUACUGCUCAAGUAUCUGAGCCUGAGGAGAACAGAUAUUAGAAAGCUACCCAUUGAAAUCUGCAACCUCCGUGAGCUAGAGGUACUGGAUAUCCGAGAAACUAUGGUGCCUCCAUAUGCAACAGCAUCUAUCCUGCUACUGAAGCUGAAGCGUCUGCUUGCCAGUGAUCCAAGAAAUUUUGGAUCUACUCCCUGGAUUCCUCAUAGGAUCGGCAAAAUGGUAAACAUUGAGGUAUUAUUCAAUGUCAAGGCACAUCAGAGUCAUGAUUUAAAAGAUAUUGGAAAGCUACGGCAGCUGAGGAAGCUAGGAGUGGUCAUCGAUGAUAAGGAUAGUCACCUCAAGAAUUUGCUUGAGACGAUCAGUGACCUACAUGAGUGCCUCCGUUCUCUGUCAAUCACUGCUAUUCCUAUAGCCACACCAUGGGAAUGGGAGGGUACUCCUUACAGUGCAGAGUUACCAGAUGGCAUAGGCUCUCUCUUAGAAAACCAUCCCAAGAUUCUUGAGAGUCUAAGCAUCAGGGGAACCACACAGAAGGGGCGUCUUCUUCCAUUGUUCAUAAAAGGUGAUAAAAACGAACUUGCCAAGGUAACCCUAUGUCACACUCUGCUGAGCCAAGAUGAUCUGAAAGUCCUUGCCAAGCUGCCCAAGUUACGGUGCAUAAGGCUCCAACACAUUGCAUGCACCGAGUCUAUGUUGAACUUCAAGAAGGAUGAAUUCAGAUGCCUCAAGUACCUUCUUGUUGAGGGCUCGGCCUUGACUAAUAUCACUUUUGAGCAUGGAGCAGCCAAAGAGCUCGAGAAGAUGGUUUUGUCUUUCACCGGCAUAGGUUCUAUUUCUGGAGUUGACUUUCUUCCAAAAUUUAAAGAGCUCGAGAUGAACAACAGCUUCUGUGGCAGUUUGUUAUCAUCAUUUGACAAUGCCAAACAGAUAGCCAAGCUGACUCUUUGUGGUACAUUGCUAGAGCAAGAUGCUCUACAACUGCUCACCAAGAAACCAAAUAUACGCUGUCUUGUGCUCUUGGACGAGUCUUUUGGUGGAACACAGAAUGAGAUUACAUUAGAAAAAGAUGAGUUCUUAUGGCUCAACCUCCUUGUUGUUGACUGCUCGGCCAUCACCAAAAUUGUCUUCAACAGCGGGUCUGCUCCUAGGCUCGAGAAGAUUGUCUGGUCAUCUUCCACAUCUCUCUCUGGCAUCGACAAACCUCCAAGAUUGAAGGAGCUCGAGUUCAAUGGUGACCAAGUCCCUGAUGAGGUGAUGGAGGCCAUUAAAAACCACAAAAACAAUCCUAGUCUUAAACUCAAUGGACCAGAAACUCAAGACUAAGCAAAAAGGAGAUGAAGAAGAGGAUGACGACGAUGCUGCAAGAUUCUCUUUCUGCUGGGAGAAACAGGUUUGACACUGGAAGG